Messenger RNA from Penicillium egyptiacum, 1251 nucleotides. The record is from the annotation of a GenBank genome assembly. NCBI's taxonomy places the organism in Eukaryota, Fungi, Ascomycota, Eurotiomycetes, Eurotiales, Aspergillaceae.
AUGCGAUUUCCGAUCUCGGGGUUGUUCUUUAUGGUGGUGUCGGCCAUGGUGGCCCGGGCAUCGCCUGUCCAAACUCCUGUCCCCCAGCCCAGAGCUGGAGUGUUCCCACGGGAUGUCGCCCCCACUACAGCAACAAACCCAGAGCCCACCACCACAGCGACCACCACGACGGCCACGGGCUUCCAAUUGACCUUGAGUUUGGAUUUGCCCUCUGACACUUGUACGCCCACCAUAGCGCCUGACAAGUAUGGUUGGGUACCGCCCUCGGAGUGUGACGCCUUGUACCUCUACUACCCGUCUUUUGGAGCUGCGAUCGCUGCCGCCGUAAUUUUUGGUAUCCUUACUAUAGCCCACUUUGUGCAGGCGACUAUGUACAAGGCGGGCUUUGCCUGGGUCGUCCUCAUGGGUGUCUCGUGGGAGGCCGUAGCUUACGCCGUCCGCGCCUUCAGCACUCGCAAUCAGCAAGAUGAAACUGUUGUGACCGUCGCCCAGAUGUUUAUUCUUUUGGCACCAUUAUGGGUGAAUGCCUUCGAUUACAUGGUUCUAGCACGGAUGAUCCAUUUCUUCGUCCCCGAGCGUCGCAUCGGCAUGUUCAAGCCCUCCUUGCUAGCCAAGGUAUUCGUCUUGCUCGACAUCGGCUCCUUCAUUGUCCAAAUGGUCGGUGGAUUUAUGGCCACUGGUACGGGUGAGCAACAGAUGCACGGCAUCCACGUCUACAUGGGCGGCAUCGGCAUCCAGGAGUUCUUCAUCGUGUGCUUUUUAAUUCUGGCCGUGCAGUUCCAUCGAAUGAUGCUGCAGCUGGAGCGGGCUGGCCGACUGCCUAUCGAGAAGCAGAGGUGGCGUCCACUGCUCUACGCCCUGUAUGGAAGUCUAAUCGCCAUUACGUGGCGCAUCAUCUACCGCUUGAUUGAAUUUUCCUCUGGCUACGGGGAGUCAAAUCCCAUUCCAUACCAUGAAUGGUAUAUGUAUGUGUUUGAUGGUAUUCCGAUGGCCUUGGCUGUCCUCGUCUGGAACAUUGCGCCGCCAGGUGCCGUGUUACAGGGUCCGGAUGCGGAAAUGCCUUCCAGUGGCAUCGGCAGGUGGCUCUGCUGUAACGGCUGUGCCUGUUGCUGUCGAAGCUGCCGGAAGGACGGCAAGAGAAAGAAGAAUAUGCAGCGACUAUCUGAUAGCGACAUAUAUGACGAUGUUGUGCCGCUCCACAGCCGAGAACCAUCCCCCUACCGCGAUACACAAUACAAUAGCCGUCGCUGA